Messenger RNA from Durusdinium trenchii, 2040 nucleotides. NCBI's taxonomy places the organism in Eukaryota, Dinophyceae, Suessiales, Symbiodiniaceae. The record is from the annotation of a GenBank genome assembly.
AUGGAAGCAGUGGGCAUCUCCACCGAUGAUGUUUGGACUCUUUGCAUGCUCCUGGAUGCUGACAAGAACGGUACUAUAGAUUUGGAUGAGUUUGUCGCAGGAUGCAUGCAACUUCAUGGGCCGGCCAAGAGCUUGCAGAUUGCAAAAAUGAGCUUUGAGAACAAGCUGACACGACAAGCCAUCCGGAACCUGGGCCAGGAAACCCUGGACAUCAAGACGCAACUUGAGACCAUUUCCAAAUUCUUCUCCAGUGCCUCCCCGGUGGACCUCGCUGAAGAUCCGCUUGAAGGUGGUGCCGUCUUUGUUCCUGUCCACCCUCCAUCCUCUGAAGGGAUCCGCUGCAGAUCUGGAGAAGACCUCUCGAUACGACAAUACGAGCCCUCCAAGAAUUGCUUCUUUGGGACGGGCCUGGUGCUUUUCGGAAGCUUGGUAGGGCAUUCCCUCCGACUGAACACCAGAGACCCCGGCGUCAUCGUGGUUCUGACUUUACCGGAACGUGAGGAUUUGCGAGCCUUGAGCGUUCAGGUGGCCGAGUUUCGUUUGCAUGUGGAGAAUCAGCUCGCAGAAGUGGUGAGGCUUUUGGAAAAUUCCAAGCUCAAGGACAGUGCUGCAUCCGCGCAGAUGUCCCAGACCCCCAGUUCCAGCAGAUGCGGAGCGUUCAGGUCUGAGCCACCGGUGAGUGCUGGAGGCUCCUUCCGCAACAGCCUGUUGAUGCCCGGGCGCAAGACGAUUCGUCGACGUCAGACAGGCUCGGAUCCGCCGAUGGAUUCCAUCGAGGAAGCCGAGGAAGAGGUGCUUCUCCAAAGGCGGAGUAUCGGCGCAUGCCAUGCGGUUCGGUUCAACGUUCGGAUCUCCGGGAGUGGAGGUGAGAAGACGAAGACCCGGAAGACCGAGCUGCUGGGCCCGAACGGGGCGCAGCAGAGUUCGGUCCAGCUGGCCUGGUGGGUGGGCUCUCGGCACUCCUUCGUGCGCAAGAGCACCGUGGCUCACCGGCAGCGCGCACAAAGUGCCUGGGUCGAAGGUCAAGCACAGAAGCUUCGGAGCGUUCGCGUGAGCAUGCACCUGAUGCCGCAGCCAUCCAUGGAGCGGGGGUGGUCCGAAGGUGAUGGAAGGGAGAACCCAUGCGGUUUAGAGCCCCGGCAGCGGUCGUUGAAGUACUAUGCAAACAAGAUCGUGUCCUCCGGCGCCUUCGCGUAUACCAUCACCUUCUUUAUUCUUCUAAACGCCCCGUCCCGGAAUGGCGCCGACGUAGCUCGCCCGUGUCACGAGGUGAUUUUGUUGGGAAUCGAAGUGGACUAUUCCGCUUCGGUGGGACAGUUCGAUAUCCCGGAUUGGUGCUGGGACUUUUGGUUCGGCGAGGACGGAUGCCCGUUGAACGGGACCAAAGCGGGAUGCCACCUGGAACUUCUUCGAGUUCCUGAUCAUCAUCGUCUCCGUGGUGGACCCGAGCUCGAUCGUGUGGUCUUUUCCUCGGUCACGUCGGGUGAGGACGUGGCCUUGGACUUCGUCACCACGGCCCACCGGUGUUCGCAAGGGCCGGGAGAACGGGGGGCGGCCAAAGCUGGUUUACCAAGCAACGCGAUCUCGUCGAAUCUUAACACCGGGCAACUCCGCCUGGUGCGCUCCAUACGCUUGGCGCGCGCCUUGCGCUCCAUGCGGGUGAUGCGGCUCUUCCGGUACGUGAGCGCCUUGCGAACGCUGGUCUUGUCGAUCAUCAGUGAACCGAUUCUGAAGAUGUAUUGGUCGGAGGUUCCUGAGAGCUCCUUGCCUUGGAGACUGGCUGAGGCCAUCACUGGCGGUGUGAGUUGGGACGAUGCGGUUUGGCCACUGCGAGAUGUGUCCAUGUUGGCAUUGGCGUUGGUGAUUUUCUACGUGGUGAUUGCAGUCUUCGCUGUGCUCAAUGACACUUGGCCUAAAGCUGAUGCAGCCCGUUGCAGCUCUGCGCACGAAGUUGCCUCUGGCAGCCCGGAUGACAUCAGCGGGUCACGCGAGCGACUGGAUGUGUCGUGCAGAGGCCCUUUUGUCAGGAGGAACUUCUGA